This is a messenger RNA of Drosophila takahashii, 1915 nucleotides long. NCBI's taxonomy places the organism in Eukaryota, Metazoa, Arthropoda, Insecta, Diptera, Drosophilidae. The record is from RefSeq and is a predicted model, not a curated record.
AACAGAACAAAAUUGUAUAGUGAAAGAAAAUUAAAAGUGGUCUACUCCGAUCCAACCGGAAAUGAGCAGGAAAAGGUUGAAUGAUGAUCCACCACAGGGAAGCCCUAGAAAAAAGUGGAGGGAACUCUGCCAGGAUUACCGUUUCCAAAACACCGAGACUUAUCCCUCGAUCCGAACGGGGGAGCCACGAUGCAACCCCAACCAGGACGAAGCCAUCGCCGGGUUGGCCAACUCCCUCGCGGCUGACGACUGUGGGCGACCCUUCGACAUGGUCAAGGACGACGUUCUGCUCGCUUGGCAGCAGAGUCCUCACAAGGACACGUUGGGCUUCUAUGGCGUAGGGUCGCCCACCCAUCAGCCCGAGUCGGUGGUGUUCAACCGGGUGCUCGCAGCCUGCCUGGUCAAGGUCAGCUGUGGUGGCAGUCGGCGACGUCGCCCCAAAAAGACAAGGUCGCCACCCCCGAGGACAGGAGCAGCAGGAAAUAUCUUUAAGCCUCAGCUUUGUAAUCCCCUCAUCCUCAACCGAAAGGCAUUGCAGUCGGAGCUCCGAAAGAUGCCCUAUGUUAAACAACAGCUGGAACCGCUAAGAGCUUUCGAGACAGUUUAUUGCCCUGAUCCUACAGAUCCCAGCGAUCCUUUUGGAGUGUUACGCCAAAAGGACGAAAUAAGGCCCAAAAAUACCACAAAAGGUAAGCGUCGCAGGCACUGGUACUGCCCCAUGGAUUGUGACGAAGUUCGAAAUAAGUGCACUCAGUACGAGUGGACCAGGUACAAACUAGAUCCCCGUCCCCGUAACAAAGAAUUCCGGGAUUGGCUGCAGGAGCAAAGGGAGCUGCGGUGUCCGGAGCCCAAGGACUACGAUCAGCUAUACGAGAGAUUUCUCAAGUGCUUCGAGCAGAAGCCAUCUCCAGAUCCGCUUUGCAAGAUCUUCCAAAAAUGCUGCAAACCCAAGACACCACAGGAAAAUGAUAAUCAAGGGGGUGGCGAUGGGCACGAAGGAAAUGGAGAUGGUCGACAAGGUGGAGGACCUUCGAGCGAUCAAGGAAAAUCGGGUGGCGGAGAAACACCCACAAAAGGCGAGGAAAAUGGUGAAAAGGGCACUGGCGAGGAAGCUGGAGGAACCGCUGACAGCAAGGAUACAAGAGAUGGCAGAGAAAAUAAAAAUAGAAUCGAAGAAGAAUCGGAGAUAAAGAAAGUAGAAUCGGAAAUAAGGGAAGAAGAAUCGAAUACAAAGGAAAAAGACAUUCCAAAACGAAAUACACCAAGGGAACGAUUUUCCGAAAGGGAAAAACCCAGUGUGAAAACAGAUACUCCUUUAGUUCCUUUAGAGAAAGAUAACGAAAGGCCUAGUAACAGGGAAACUUCAGUGACCCACAGUAUUACUGAGAUUCCAGUACAAGAAUACGACCGGUUCGAGCCGAUAUUCCCAAAAGGCAGACUCAAGGUUCCUCAUAAGAGAAAGAAAAAGUUUAAGAAUAAAACCGUAGGCAUGGAUAAGAUCAAAAAGAUCUGCCAGCCUUGUCCACCGCCGGGUUGUCAGUGCGAUAUCUGCCAUUUUAUGGAUCGCCAUUGUAGGGAACCGGAGGCUCCCUUCAUGCGGGACAUGAGGCGGGCGGAGCAAAGGCGCCAGCAGCGGGCCUACUAUCGCCAAAUGUGCCAUCAGGAAUAUCUGCGCAAUCAGUGUCGGGAAGAGUACCGGGCGCCCAGGCACAAAUGCGAUCCCAUCCGCUGCGACAACUUCUUGUGCCGCAAUCCCCGCCUCGCCGAGCACUGCGAUUGCCUGGAAGCCGUGCAGGAGCUGCAGAAGCUUCUCUCUGGCGCCAAGGAUAACCAGGAUUGCUGCAGACUGCUACCUCGUGUAGAGAAUCUUCGGAGCCGCCUCUGCCAGCGCAUGUGCGAUUGCGUCCUGGCAUAA